UAAGUCUAGAUCUCUUUAUAUAAAACCCUAAAUUAAGCCGAAAUCCUACUUUACAUUUUUUGUUCCUACUAAGGCAUUUAAAGACAUGUCAAUCUUUAAUUUAAAAAUUUAUAAAUUAAACUUUGGCAACUUCAUAUCGAAUUUUUAUGAAAUUAAAUAAGUUCUUGUACUCUAGACACUUUUUGGCAUUAGCUAGGCAGUAUUCAGUGCUCUCAUCAAAUUCAAAAUUCCCUGUUUAUUUAACUCUUAAAAUUGUCAGUUAGAACCCGGAAAAUGCACAAGACCUGGAACAAGCCGUUGCAUAAGCGCAAGUGGAAGAGCGUGUCGAACACUGGGAAGCUGAUCUACUAUUUGCAGCCGCUGGUCGAUAACUUGUUCUUUAUAUGGAUGCAGCCCCUGCCCUUCCCAACCCUCCUCAAGAUCGGGUACAGCUGCGGCCUGUUCUUUUUCCUCCUGCUGCCCUUCCUGUGCCCGCUGCUCGUCCUGGUUUUCUACUACGGCAUCUUCCAGUACGUCGCAGAGCAGCACUUGGCGCUGGUACCGCCCGACAACUUGGACCUCCUUGGGGCCGCCCUGCACCUGUGGCGCUUCGAGGUGCCCAAUCAGAAGUAUCUGAUAUACGUGACCAUGUACAUCGACCGCUAUCGAGUGAUUAUGACCGCCAUAUCCUCGACAAUCGACUACAUGCGCAUGGCCCUGAGCUUUGUUUUCAGCUGAGGCAGGAUCCCAAUAUGGGCAAUAUUUGCAGAUUUGGGUUGAGGAUGGGUGAUGGGUUUUUCAUUUUAAAUAAAAUUGAUUCGUGAUUACAUUUUUGACAGAUAAAAUAAGACAGAAUAUUUGAGCUGAGAGAGCUUCUAGGUGUCCACUCAGUAUCAGGAGCAUCUUCAAUUUAGAUCCUUUAAAAGGUUUAAAUAAACUUGAUGAAAAAGUCAGCAA
Drosophila kikkawai is the source of this 936-nucleotide messenger RNA. RefSeq lists its product as uncharacterized. The record is from RefSeq and is a predicted model, not a curated record. NCBI's taxonomy places the organism in Eukaryota, Metazoa, Arthropoda, Insecta, Diptera, Drosophilidae.